AUCUCGACUAAAUCGAAGCCGUCAGUCAGGCGGAUGGGCCCCAUGACCCCGCCUUCUUCCGAAUCUCGACUAGCAAGCAAGCAACCGAAGAGGCAGGUUAUCUCGGGAAUCAGUAUAGACGGACUCUCAGUUCUAACUUGAGGACCUUCAUUCAUAAGGGUGGACCUAUAGCAGCCCCCCCCUGACUUGGCGCAACAUCCACCUUUCCGGUCCGCUCUCCUGGUUAAAGGUUCCUUGGAAGGUAUUUCCUUAAGGCAUUGCACCAAUAUGACACCGGCACUAGUCACAGAUGAUGAGAUAUUUCAAUGUGAUUUACAUGGACCUGUGAUCCGAUGCGAGAUCGAGCGCAUGCAGAAAGAGAUCAUCAUCCCGAUCAACGAUUUGAUUUGUAUUCUGCCUAGAGGCAAUAGACAUGUUCUACUCUUUUUACGAAAGGAUGAGAAAGGCAGGGAAACUUCCGACGAGUCCAUGUCACUCCACACUAUCCAGAUACUCUCACUGCCCGAGCAGCUGUCACGGUUUCGCUGUGAAGGUGUACCUACCUACCUUGGAACUUCCAGCCGCGAGAAGGUGGAAAGAUUGAACAUUCACGUGAUUAUAUCGAGCAACUCUGGGACAGGCACAGGCAAGAGCGUCUUCGAAAAAAUAGUGAGACCUUUUUUAUCGCAGAUCGGUGUCUCGGAGUAUGCGGUUCAUGAGACCCAAUCGUCACAGACAAUCAUUAAACUGUGUCGCGAAAGAUUAAUACCCCAUGCCCAAGCAGGCAUAAAGCAAACAGUUAUUCUGCUUUCCGGUGACGGAGGCCUAACUGACAUAAUUGACUCGUUUCAUGGUACAGCGAUGCAAUAUUUCAUUAAGCCAAAUAUUGCUCUAAUCCCGACUGGAACAGGCAAUGCCAUGGCGAAUUCGAUUGGGCUCCUAGCAAGGCGAACAACUGGACUUUUGACAUUAUUGCAAGGGCGUCCCAACCCAAUACCUGCAUUCCUGGCCACCUUUUCCCCUGGUUCCGAACUUGUGAUGGGAGCGGGCAGCAAGAAAGAGAAUUUCAGCUUUCUUUCUCGCAGCCAAAGUGAUCAUCUUACAGUAUAUGGUAGUGUUGUCGCAAGUUGGGGUAUGCAUGCUACAUUAGUGGCGGACAGUGACACUGCCGAGUACCGCAAGUUUGGAGCGGAGAGGUUCCAAAUGGCUGCUAAGGAGAUUCUUUUCCCUUCGAAUGGCUGCCAGGCGCAUAAGUUUCGCGGUCUUAUCAGCUUCACAUGGUUUGACAAGGAGACUGGCGAGCGACGGACAGACGCCUUACCACAUGAAGAGCAUAUGUACGUGGUGGCGACUUUAGUGUCAAGCCUCGAACGAGGAUUCACAAUAUCGCCUUCUUCAACACCUUUAGAUGGCUGCUUGAGAAUCAUCCAUUUUGGGCCAAUGGCAUCGGAACAGGUUCUAAACUUGUUGAGCGCUGCUUAUCGAGGCGGGAAACACACCGAUGAUCCUAGAGUCACCUAUCGCGAAGUUGAAAGCUUCCGAAUAAGCUUUGACGAAGUUGAUGAGAGAUGGAGAAGAGUCUGUAUAGAUGGCAAGAUUAUUGCUGUUGGGCAUGGUGGCUGGUUGAAUGUACAGAAAGCCUCGGAGCACCGUCUCAACGUUCUACUACCUUCUCACAUUGAUGUCUAGAGAGAGACUGCUAGUGUGAGACUUGUGUUUCUAACAUGUCACUUAUAGCAUGAGUUUGUGACUUUGGUACGCACAUAGGCUACAAUAGUGACGACAAGAUACAGACGCUUUACUCUCCUAGGUCGCACAUUCCAAUACACAACCUGG
This is a messenger RNA of Aspergillus saccharolyticus JOP 1030-1, 1815 nucleotides long. Its product is annotated as diacylglycerol/lipid kinase family protein. NCBI's taxonomy places the organism in Eukaryota, Fungi, Ascomycota, Eurotiomycetes, Eurotiales, Aspergillaceae. The transcript has a single exon. The record is from RefSeq and is a predicted model, not a curated record. Gene Ontology annotation, biological process: sphingosine biosynthetic process. Gene Ontology annotation, cellular component: intracellular membrane-bounded organelle; cytoplasm; membrane. Bases 268 to 1668 code for a protein of 466 amino acids.